GCACAGCUUGGGAUUAUCCCCUUUCCCCUCCACCGCCACCGCCACCGCGCCUCUCGCCUGCGCUCGCUUUGCUGCGGGCACCGCCGACCCAAUCAUGGGCUGAAAUCGAAGCCCCGCGCGACAAGGGUGCCAAGGAUCGCUUCAUUGUGCUGCUGAAGGAAGACAUCUUGUUGACCUGAUAGUUUCUGUAGAUAUUUUUUGGAAUGCUAUAAAUAUCAAGCUGUGAGUUCGGACUACAAGAUACAACACAUAGUGGGAGAAGAAAGCGUUAGCUGAGUUACAAGAUGGAACAAGUUCAGGGAGAAAGGUACUGGUGCCACCACUGCGCGGAAGAGAUCGAACCUGUGCUGCCUGAUAUGAAGUGCCCUAGUUGUCAUGACGGGUUUGUGGAAGAUAUGGCGUCUGCAGGCUUUGAGCCGGCGACCAACUUGAGGUCUGAUCAUCUGUCCCUCUGGGCACCAGUGCUGCUUGGGAUGAUGGGAGGCUCGUCUCGGCGAUCAAGGCUCCGAAGGGAGAUCAUGGAGGAUGAUGACGACGAUGACGAUGAUGAAGAUGAUUCAGACCAUGAGCUUGAAGACUUGUUUAGGAGGCGAAGGAGGGGCUCAUCCCUUGUUAGGCUCCUCCAGACCCUCCGGGAUGACUUAAGGGGCUUGGAUGACACUGUCAGGGAUAGGGAGAGAGACAGGGAGAGAGAAAGAAGGGAGAUCCUAAGGGAGAGGAUGAGAGAGAGGGAGAGAGAACGGAGAAGAGAAAGGACAGAAAGCUUAAUACUGAUCAACUCCAACAAUGAGGCCAUUAUUCUCCAAGGAACAUUUGGACCUGAUGACAACCAAGAGGACUCCAGCAAUACAAGUUCUGGUGUUUCACUUGGCGACUACUUUCUUGGUCCUGGAUUAGAUGUCCUCUUGCAGCGUUUGGCAGAGAGCGAUCUAAACCGUUCUGGCACACCACCUGCCAAGAAGGAAGCUGUAGCAGCAUUGCCCACUGUGAACAUCCAGGAAGUAUUAGGCUGCUCUGUUUGUCUUGAGGAUUUUGAAAUGGGGACAGAAGCGAAGGAGAUGCCUUGUCAACAUAAGUUUCACUCCCAGUGCAUACUUCCAUGGCUGGAGCUCCACAGUUCUUGCCCAAUCUGCAGGUUUCAGUUGCCUUCUGAGGAAUCCAAAAACCCAUGUGAAUCAGCUAGUGGAAUUGUGUCAGUGAACGAUGAUGGAGAUGAUGCUGGUACAAGUAAUAGUGAUGUAGAUAGUACUAACCACUCUGGUAGUCCUAUAUUCUCUGCUUUGAGUGCGCUUUUCUCAAAUCAGUCGUCCUCAUCCUCAUCUGAUGAUAAUGCUCCACACUCUUAUGAGAACUGAAGUUGCAUUAUCUAUAUUGCAGCCAGCGCUGGGCUUGGGCUUGCAAUUUGUCCAUGGAGUUCUGAAAUGGGAUUCCAAGAGGCUGGCAUCUUUAUAUCAUGUGGUUUCUGUACAUAUUUUAAAGUUGAAUCCUCUAGACAAGCUAUCCGGUUUCCUUUAUGAGACUCGUGUGGUUUGUAACCAGUGUGGUGCAUGUUAUGUCUAAUUAUGUAAAAUAAAAGUUAGCCUCAAGCUUACCUUCUCUCAAGAACUUAGUCGGGGCUGGAGAACUGCUGAUCUGGUUAGCAGUUUGACCAAAGCAAGGCUACUACUUUGUCGCUAAAAGAACCCUGUUAGAACAAAGCUGCAGAAUAUUUACAAUGCGAAACAACUUUUACUGCUGCAGGCAUAUUGAAUUUUGGAGUUGCUGGGUGAUCACAUCUACAUUUAUCCACAUAUGUGGCAUUGUGUACCUCUGUUUUUCACCCUCAUUUCUUAUGUUUUAUCCACAGGGAUUUCUCGAACAUGAGCUUAUUUAUGUUUUUUUGAUUGAGGUUGGCAGGGAAGGAACUCGAAUAUUUGCUAUUCUGGGUGAUGCUGCAUCAGUUUGAGGCCUGAUGUCAUAUCCUAGCUGCUUCGAUUCUGUAUGUGCAUCUAGAUCUUGGCAGUUCUUGAUUUGCAUGUUGCAAGUGUGAGUUGCAGGAGGGAGCUUCGAGCAUAGAAUUGUUUUUGCUGAAAUGGUUUAUUUGUCUAAGAUUUGCCAGGCACUUGGUGGAAGGCUGGGUCAAAUGGUUGCUUCCACAUAAUGUCAUGUGCGUGUGAAAUCAAACGUUGCUGUGAAAUUCAUGUAGAUUUAGUUCGUGUUUACUCAUUUGGCUGCUCUCUGUUACUGGUUGCCCUCCUGGUCGAGCAUGUG
Oryza brachyantha (malo sina) is the source of this 2250-nucleotide messenger RNA. Its product is annotated as E3 ubiquitin-protein ligase SIRP1-like. Gene Ontology annotation, biological process: protein ubiquitination. The record is from RefSeq and is a predicted model, not a curated record. The transcript has 3 exons. Gene Ontology annotation, molecular function: ubiquitin protein ligase activity. Gene Ontology annotation, cellular component: cytoplasm. The coding region runs from base 285 to 1355 and encodes 356 amino acids. Lineage: Eukaryota; Viridiplantae; Streptophyta; Magnoliopsida; Poales; Poaceae.